UCCAUCCCUUCUCCCGGUCUUCCCCUCUCUCUCCUCCAUCCCUUCUCCCCGUCUCCCCCUCUCUCUCCUCCAUCCCUCGUCCUUCUCUCCCAGGUGUUCAUGUGUUUGGUCUCCUGGCAACAGCCCUAAUGACAGACAUCAUCCAGUUGGCUACUGGUUAUCCCACCCCUUUCUUCCUGACUGUCUGUCAGCCCAAUUACACGCUGCCUGGGAUAUCAUGUGACCAGGACAACUACAUCACACAGGACAUCUGCUCUGGGAAAGAUCUGUAUGCCAUCCUGUCUGCCAGGAAAGCAUUUCCGUCCCAGCAUGCAACGCUCUCUGGCUUCGCUGCUGUCUACAUCUCUAUGUAUUUGAACAGUGUGAUCAGCAGUAGUACUAAGCUGGUGAAGCCGGUGCUGGUGUUUGGAUACUGUCUGGCUGCAGGUAUAGCCGGACUGACUCAGAUCACACAACACCGCUGCCAUCCCAGAGAUGUCUAUGUUGGCUAUGCCUUAGGAGCUGGCAUAGGAGUCUACCUGUCUCUGUAUGCAGUAGGUAACUUCAGGUCAUCCGAGGAGGACUGCCUCCCCCAGCCUGGCCGGAGGGCUGCGUCCCCCCCCCAGCAGCAGAGGGAGGUGGUGGUGAGGGGAAGAGCCCAGGGAGGUCAUGUUUCUCAGCACGGCUCUCUGUACCGCAGCAAGACACCCAGACCCUCAGACAGCAGGGAGGAACUGGGCACUGGACGCUGCAAGGUUCGUAGGGAGAAGGCCAGCGUAGCAUCUCUGAAGAGGGCCAGUGCUGACGUGGAGCUCCUGGCACCCCGCUGCACCAUGGGAAAGGAAACCAUGGUAACAUUCAGCAAUACCUUACCCCGCGUCGCCAACAGCAGCAGCAGCACCUCGCCCCCCGGAGACGACCCCUCCAACCAGCGUCACAUGGCCUUCCACCUGUCCUUCGACCCCCGCAGGUCACAACCAAGGCUGCGACCACCGCUGGUGCAGGAGUGGAGACAGCAGCGCUCUGUGGAGAGACGGAGCGAGGAGGAGGGAGAGACGGACACAUCUGGAGGAGAGGGAGGAGCAGGAGGAGGGGGCGAGACAGGGGUGAUGAAUCCUCCCUCCCUUUAUCCGAUGGUACAGUCGGCCAAUAGAGCCGUUGCCACGGCUACCCCAGCGCCAGCCCCACUGGUGCAUAUCCCUAAGGAGGGGAUUAGACCCCCCCCUACUGUCUCCCCUCUACCUCCUUCUGUCUCCUCUCUACCUCCCCCCGUCUCCCCUAAGAGCGCGGUGACGCGUGCCAAGUUGAUGUCACUCAACCAGGGAGGGGAACGAGUCAGGGAGGGACCUAUCCCUGUGAUGACUCCGCGUGUGCCUAAUCAGACGCCCAAUCAGCCGCCCAAUCAGCCGACCAAUCAGCUGCGAGUGGUGCAGGUCAUUGCCAUGUCCAAGCAGCAUGGACCAAUCAGCUCCUCUGCCAAGGGCUCUGACUCCACCUCUUCCUGUGGGGGAGGGUCUUCAACAGGAAGCUCUGAGUCGCCGUACUACCGGGUCCCCUCUGACCAUGACAGCCACACCGGGAGCGUUACCGGGAGUAUUGUCACCAUAGACGCUCACGCCCCUCAUCACCCUGUGGUCAGGGUGUCUAGCAGUGUUAGUAACGGGACCCUGGGGGCCAGAGUAACAGCUGCCGGUAACGGGACCCCCUGGGAGCGGAGGAACACCACCAGCGGGAGCGUCGGUGAGCAGGGCCAGAGGGGGGCGCUGCAGCGCCAGGAGAAAGUCUCCGCACCGGACUAUCGGGAAUACCGAACACUUCCUGUGAAAUCAGACUCUAUCUGCUCCUCCUCGCCCAGCGAGACCGAUUCCUCCACCCUCCCAUCUGCUGUUGGACAGUUACUCCCCCCUCCCCCGCUCUAUGACCCUCCCCGCCGGCCCACUGUCUCAGCCCACAGCCGCGCUGAUCAAGAAGUCUAUUACAAGACCAUGCAGACGGAGAGGAGAUUAUAA
This is a messenger RNA of Oncorhynchus gorbuscha (pink salmon), 1988 nucleotides long. Its product is annotated as phospholipid phosphatase-related protein type 3-like. The transcript is spliced from 8 exons. Lineage: Eukaryota; Metazoa; Chordata; Actinopteri; Salmoniformes; Salmonidae. The coding region runs from base 129 to 1988 and encodes 619 amino acids. Gene Ontology annotation, biological process: phospholipid dephosphorylation; signal transduction; phospholipid metabolic process. The record is from RefSeq and is a predicted model, not a curated record. Gene Ontology annotation, molecular function: phosphatidate phosphatase activity.